AUGUCGACCAAGUACGCCUUCGGCAAGGCCCUCAAGGAGGUGCGCUUCCUCUUCUGCCAGACCGGCGAGCACAGCGCCGCGACCCGCUCCUUCCUGACGAGGACGUACCCCACGAUGAAGAAGCACAACCCCCAGACCCCGAUCCUCAUCCGCGAGGCCGCCGGAACGCUACCCAAGAUCUACGCGAGAUACGAGUUUGGUGUUGAGAAGAGCCAAUCCUUGGAGGGUUUGUCGGACAAGCAGAUCGAGGAGACGGUUUCCGGCCUAGUCAAGGGCAGCGCAUAA
Colletotrichum siamense is the source of this 285-nucleotide messenger RNA. Its product is annotated as NADH-ubiquinone oxidoreductase 10.5 kDa subunit. The record is from RefSeq and is a predicted model, not a curated record. NCBI's taxonomy places the organism in Eukaryota, Fungi, Ascomycota, Sordariomycetes, Glomerellales, Glomerellaceae. The coding region runs from base 1 to 285 and encodes 94 amino acids. The transcript has 4 exons.